Messenger RNA from Erpetoichthys calabaricus (reedfish), 1429 nucleotides. RefSeq names its product V-set domain-containing T-cell activation inhibitor 1-like. The transcript has 5 exons. Lineage: Eukaryota; Metazoa; Chordata; Cladistia; Polypteriformes; Polypteridae. The record is from RefSeq and is a predicted model, not a curated record. Bases 217 to 1044 code for a protein of 275 amino acids.
CGACUUGUCUCGCUGAGCAACGCAUUACGAUGAAUACAUAAAUGCUCGAUGUACUUUAUACAAAGAAAAGCGCAAGGUGUGUAAAAGUGAGAGCGGUGGGCUGCGCCUUGGCCGAGCUGACAUCAUAAACGAACCACACCUUACAGGAAUGAAAGGCACUCGAUCAACCGGAUCGGCGAACGAGACGCAACACGGGAGCGGCGAGAACCGUCAACCAUGGCGUCUGUCGGACAGAUCAUCUUUUAUAGCAUGAUUGUCAUCAUUUUCAUUCUUGCUGGACUCAUUAUCCUCCUUUUGGCUAUAGGGCUAUCAGGUUCAUCUGGUAGCGGCUUGGUGCAAAGCAGUGUUCAAUAUCCAGUGGGCAACCUCUAUAAUUCUGUUGUCCUGAACUGCAAGUUUGUUGCUGUUGACUCCAAAGGGAACGCAGUCAGCAAUAUUGCAAUCACUUGGGCGUAUCAAGGUGGAAUUGUCUUCAAAUAUGCUAGCAAGGUGAACCAGCUGCAGAAUCAGCUCCCACAGUUCAAAAGCAGAGCAAGCCUGUUUCCAAAUGACAUCAUAAAUGGAAAUGCCUCCCUCAUGCUGAAUAAUGUGCAGUUGAAUGAUCAGGGUGCAUACCAGUGCACUGUGAGCACCUCUGCUGGCAGCGGGGAUGUCACUGUAAAUCUGAGAGUUGCAGCUUAUUCAGCUCCAGUUUUUAAGACUUCCAAUGCUAUGUUGAUAGCAACUGCCCAGACCUGGUAUCCACUACCUACAGUCCAAUGGACGAACUUCAAUGGCACCGUCAUCAGUACAAGCCUAAACUCCUCAGCAAACUCUGCGGGGAUAUACAAAAUUACAACUGUUUUACCAUCUUAUAAACAGGAUGACAACUACGGAUUGACAAUUCAGAACAACUUGGUCGUGUCGGUCUGCACUGUAAUUGUUACAGAUUCAGGUAUCACUGCUAAUAACAACUAUCAGUUUAAUGGAGCCAUUCUUCUCCUACCUUACUGGUCCCUCACUUGUCUCCAUUUUCCUAUUCUGUUGCACUGGAUUCUUUCAUAAAAGGAUACAAAAUGGACUGCUGUCUGGAGUGGGUGGAGCCAAACCCCCCAAACGAGCUCAAAGAGUCUCCGCCUUUAUUUAUUCAAGGCUAAGAAGAGAGUAUCUGAUGUUGGACUCUUCCUGAUCUGGUCCGGUGCUGGGGAUUGAUCUCCUUUCACAGUGGCGUGUCACUCUGAAGCUUUCUUAACUAUAUUAUUGGAAUGGUUACUAGCAUCAUAAUGCUUCAAUUUUAAAAAAAGGUGUCUUAAGUUUAUGUGACACGUGGAUGGGUUCAAGUGCUAUAAUGUCUACUGUAUUUAUGAACUGACCUAUAAAACUGUACAGAAGAAAUAUUGCUAUUAUUACUGCUAUGUACACUCUUAAAAAUAAAGGUGCCAGAAUGGUU